GAUCGAAUCAGUGUAUUGAAAUACGCUCCUUCCUCUCAACUCGUCGGUGGCUUGUACCCAGGUGCCAGUAUUACGCAUGACAUCGCGCCGUACGGAUCCAUCGGUAUUUUUCAAAGAUCCGUUUCUCUCUGUACGCGAUUUUUUAUUUUUCUCUCUUUUAUUUUUCCCCUAAAAAUCGUCUUCUUAUUAAACAUAUUAUCUUUUUCUUUGUAUCUCCGAAGCAGUUCUUUUGAUUGCACUUCGAUCUUUUACCUCAAGAUUUAAAACAAGACGCAAGUAUUAUUCAAUUAUUACGCAGGUAUUGUCCGUCGAGACUCGUCUGAUAAUUUUGGAAAACAAUAUCAUAGUGUUGGCAGCGAAACGCUUCAUGAACAUACUGGAACAAUGACGUACGGCGGAGCUACGCACAAUACAGAUUAGACAUCUUACGAUCAACUCAACGACGUUACUUCAGAUCCGGAAACGCACAAAGCAUAUCAAAAUGAUAAUGCCCAAGAGUUUCUUCAGGAGGAUCAGCAAGGACUUCCGUCAGAAAGAGCUGAUGCCGCUGAAGUUAAUAUUUUUCGUUCAAGCUUCCACACUUUACGUAUUGUAUCCGUACUUGACUAUACAUAUGAGAGAACUGGGAAUAAACGUGGAAGAGACUGCGAUAAUGAGUUCCAUUACUCCUCUCGUGGCCAUGGUAAUGCCACCGCUUGCCGGUAUGCUAGCCGACCGGAUAGGAAAUUUCAAAAUUUUGCUGUCGGUGUUUUCUGCGUUCGGAGGUUUAGCGUCGUUAUUAUUACUACUGGUGCCGAUCGGCAGAGUGACAGUAGAUUUUCCCGAGAGGAUAAUCAUGGACCUCGGUUGUGAAGGUAGAAACGGCUCGUUAUUACACACAAUGAGCCAGACUCAUCCGUGUGAGACAAAAUUAGAAUCGGAGAUCGCUAUAAAAGUAGAAAGUUGUGGAUUCGUUUGCGGAGUGGAAACGCACAACGAGACGGAUCGAAGUCUGAUUCUAAAAUCGAGGCUUUAUACAGUCCGCCAUCUCAAUUUUCAGACUCACGUUAACACCUCGUACAAAUAUAUUGUUGCGCAGAGCGACUUGUCAACGAGUACUAGUCAACAGGAAGAUAUAAAGGAACAUCGACAAUUAAGAAAUAAUGAAUUUUUUAAAACUACCAUCCGGCAAGUCUCGAGGACACGCUAUUUUUUUCCAACCGACCAACUGUUCUCAUUUUCAUGUAUGUCCCCGUCGGGACACGACCAAGAUACCAAUAGCUUUACUACCCAAGCAUUGCAUAAAAUGCACAGAAAUCAUACGUCAUGCGCGUUUGAUAAUGUAAUGAAAUCGAAGGAUAAUGUCAACCAAACGAUAAAUUAUCAUUUGUACAAAUCGAAAAUUAAAAGUUUAAAACAAGAUGAAGAGGAUUUACAAGAAGAUCAGCAAAGAUAUUUGACAGAAGAAAUAUCUUGGACUGGGGAACAUUUUCAAAAACCUAUUUGCGAUGAUCUAGACUCUGUAAAUAAUCAAAUCACGAUACUUGUACGGCUCUAUGAUCACGAAGCGAAUCUAGAAGCAACCAAGCGAGUCUUGAGCACAAACGAGUGCAAGAAGAAAUGCAUAGUUACUCUACCUCGUAACGCAAUAUGCUCCAACAUGAAAAUGGAAAUCGAGUACAACAUAAAGCUAACAUUCUGGGUUUAUCUCGUUAUUCGAGUAUUCAUAGGUAUUAUUAGUGGUACAACUUUUGCCAUGUUCGAAGGUGCUGUUAUAGCGAUAUUACGAGAGCAAGAGGCAGAUUACGGUCUUCAAAGAAUUUAUGGGAGUAUAGGAGGCAUGAUUUCCUCACCCUUGUCAGGUCUUCUCAUAGAUUACGUUAGCGAGGGUAAAGGAUACACAGAUUUUAGGCCAGCGUUUUAUCUAUACGCAGCAUUGAAACUUGCAUCGGGCGUUCUUAUGUUGCUAAUCAACUUAGAAUUCAAGGCACCCGCUAGGAACGUAGUGCGUGACGUCUUCACUGUCUUAAGAAACAUUGAAACCGCCGCACUCUUCCUUGCAUGUUUCAUUCUCGGUACCGCCUGGGGAUACAUCGAAUCGUUUCUCUUCUGGCUGAUCCAAGACUUGGGAGGAUCUAGAUCGCUUAUGGGUAUCACGGUAGCAGUAGGCGGUAUCGCCGGCAUACCGUUGCUGGCACUCUCAGGACCAAUCAUAUCAAAGAUUGGUCACGCAAACGUGCUUUUCAUAGGUUUCGUGUUUUACGCCAUCAGGCUCGUCGGCUAUUCUUUGAUUUACGAUCCUUGGCUUACUUUAAUCUUCGAGGCAUUAGAGUCAGUUACAACGUCUCUCAGCUUCACCGCAGCCGUCACUUACGCGGCAAAAUUAUCAACCACGUCUACCGACAGCUCGAUACAAGGAUUGCUUGGCGGUGUUUACUACGGAGUUGGCAAGGGCUCCGGCAGUUUGAUCGGCGGUUAUCUAAUGAAAGGCUUUGGUACCAGACCGACCUACAGGAUUUUUGCUGUGAUAACUUUAGUGACCGGUAUAAUAUAUUUUAUAUUCAAUGCGACUUAUUUAAAGAAGCGCUCUCAGCUCGAAGGCAAUGAUAUCAUAAAGCAGAAACCGAAAAAAGUUAACGGACAAGAUACCCCCGAGAAACAUGCGACUGAUAGCCUCGACGAAAAACCGCAAAGCGAACGAACUGAUAGUAAAAGCAACACGAUGGAAAGUGAUAAUAAAGGAUUUAUAAAAGAAGAAUCGAAAAAUAACAAAACAACGGAUGAACUGAAUUUAACUCAGAUCGAAGCUAUUAGAAAUGCUAGAAACAUUGAUGAAAUUGAACAAAAUCCAAUUAGAAAACAUGAAGACAAAUUAGCAACAAAGGGCAAUGAGAUUCAAAGGAAGGUUGAAGAAAGCGAUACGCAAGAGAGCUGUUUUAUUAAUCCGAAUUUUGAGACUGACAAUUUAGAUCAGAGUAAAAUCACAGUGGAAAAUGAACAGAGCACAUCGCAAAAUGACAAGCAUAUCGAUUGAGCUUGAAGGAUCCUGAGGAUUUCUAGUUUAACGGUAGUCAGUUAAGAAAUUGGUUGCAAUAACAGCGCAAGCAGUAUUUUAUGACGUUGAGAGAGGAAGAGAAAUAAAUUAGUCUAAAAUUUCAAUUUUAUUCGAAAGAAAAAAAGAUAAAAAGUUACUUAGCGUCGUCUGUGCUUGUAAUUAGUCGAAUAGCAAGAAGUCCAUAGAUUCAAAAAGUAUGCAUUAAUAAAUCAAACCGACCAAUCUAAUUUAUCAAUUGUAUAUAAAAGUAUGUACACAUUACAUAAAACUUUGCUAAUUUAUUAAUAAACAAGGAUUAAAUAAA
This is a messenger RNA of Vollenhovia emeryi, 3338 nucleotides long. Its product is annotated as major facilitator superfamily domain-containing protein 6-B. The coding region runs from base 482 to 3013 and encodes 843 amino acids. Gene Ontology annotation, cellular component: membrane. The transcript is spliced from 12 exons. NCBI's taxonomy places the organism in Eukaryota, Metazoa, Arthropoda, Insecta, Hymenoptera, Formicidae. The record is from RefSeq and is a predicted model, not a curated record.